AAAUUUGAGUUUUACGCGGCGGUAUCGACUUUGGAAAGUCCUUCAAUACCAUACGCGGCGGUAUCGACUUUGGAAAGUCCUUCCAAUACCAUUGACGAAUGCAGUGCUCACACUUCCAAUUCCAGUUAACAGAUACCAUGGUGGCCGGCUCGGCGACUGUUUUCAUUUUCUCUUCUAUUUUAUUUUUCAAUUAUUAUGCAUUUUUGGAUGUUUUUUUAUCUUUGGUACUUUUGCCUGUUAGUCGCACAGUACAGUAAUAACUAAUAACAGAUAUUUGAAUUGGUUUGUCGAAUCUGUAUGUGGAUUGUUUGCAGUCUGGUCUUAAACUGUGAACGGCUGCCGCUUGAGACAGGCUCGCAGCCAGAUGUUUUGCUAAGGAAUCUCACCGACGGCGUAUCUUUCGAUAUCCGGGAACGCAUUGACUCCACCAGAAUCCAGCCUUUCAGGUGUAAGAAUGAAUCCUUUGCAGCGUUUUACGCAUGUACUUCUCGUCAGACCGCACAAUCUGGUCGGAAUUUGCCGCCGCUCUGAAAGCAUUCUCGCCUCAAAAUCGGCUAGAGCUGUCCUAAAGAAAGACGAAAAAGAUGUUGAAGUAAUUCCUCCACUUUCUCAACGGACUCCCGAAAUUCCCGCUAGCUUCAGGUUUAUAUACCCUGAGUUUCUGCCUAAUAUCGAUCCAAAAAAGAGAAAUUACCUAUCCGAGAAGCUAGAACGCCAGGAUAUGAUGCGUCGAAGAACUCAGCUGCACAUUCCGGAAUUUUAUCCGGGAUCCAUAAUGGCCGUAACAACAUCCGAUCCUCAUUCACCAACAAAAACCAACCGAUUUGUGGGGAUUUGUUUAUAUCGUGGUUGUCCCGGACUGGAAUCGUGCUUCGUCCUGAGAAACCAUGUAGAUGGCACUGCGGUGGAGAUCAAAUAUCACAUGUACAAUCCAACAGUGCGAAAAAUUGAAGUGCUGCGCUUGGAGCGUCGCUUGGAUGAUCAGCUGUUUUAUCUCCGCGAUGCGCCGGCGGAAUUCAGCACGUUUCCGUUCGAUUUGGAUUACCAGCCACAUCCAGAAGGUGCACCCAUACCCCUCAAUGAAACUGUGGUCAAAUUGAAUCCUCUUCCGUGGACAACGAGAUGGGAGCAGUAUGCGUUCAAGGGAUUGGUGUUUGAUGUUAAUCUGCCGAACUGGCGAAGUAGGAGAACUCCCAAGACGAUGGCACCGCAUGCGUGGGAGAGAUUUGAUUUGAUGAAAAAAUACCGCAAGCAGAUUGUCCUGGAGGAUCAAGAAAUUGCGUUCAAAGAUGUCUUUGAAUUUAAUAAUGGGCGUUUUGAAAAGCGGAAGCCUAAGGAGAAAUGAACAGUAAAUUUUUUAUAGUCCGAUGUGACUUCUUGCAAAUUUUACGAUUCUGGGGAACUGAUUAGUGCAUGGAGCUUCCACAGCUUAGAUUCUGCAGGUUUUGUAUAAUACAUAGUUUGGAGUU
Molecule: messenger RNA, 1469 nt
Organism: Paramacrobiotus metropolitanus
Lineage: Eukaryota; Metazoa; Tardigrada; Eutardigrada; Parachela; Macrobiotidae
Product: 39S ribosomal protein L19, mitochondrial-like
Exons: 2
Coding region: 455-1345 (296 amino acids)
Biological process (GO): translation
Cellular component (GO): ribosome; mitochondrial large ribosomal subunit
Molecular function (GO): structural constituent of ribosome
Source: RefSeq, a predicted model, not a curated record